CCUGCAAGCUGCAUCAGGAUUUAUCCUACGUGUUCCUUUGGUGAACCAGGUUCACUUAAACUUGCAAAAAGAUGACUGACCUCUUGAGAAGUGUUGUCACGGUCAUUGAUGUUUUUUACAAAUACACCAAGCAAGAUGGGGAAUGUGGCACACUGAGCAAGGAUGAACUAAAGGAACUUCUGGAGAAAGAGUUCCGUCCAAUUCUGAAGAACCCAGAUGAUCCAGAUACAGUGGAUGUUAUCAUGCACAUGCUAGAUCGAGAUCAUGACCGAAGACUGGACUUUACUGAGUUUCUUCUGAUGGUAUUCAAGCUGGCUAUGGCCUGCAACAAGGUUCUCAGCAAAGAAUACUGCAAAGCUUCAGGGUCAAAGAAGCAUAGCCAUGGUCAUCGACACCAAAAGGAAGAAAGUGAAACAGAAGAGGAAGAAGAAGAUACACCAGGACAGAAAUCAGGUUACAGACAUUCAAGAUGGAGUGAGGGAGAGGAGCAUGGUUAUGGUUCUGAGGGUUUAAGGGGAGCUAGGAAACAUAGACAUGGGUCAAACUCCAAGAGGCUGGGAAGGCAAGGUGGUUUAUCUAGCUCAGGAAACCAAGAGCAAUUUGAGAAAAGACACCAUUGGUCUAGCUCUGGUCACUCAUGGAGUAGUGGCAAAGAAAGACAUGGUUCCAGCUCUGAGGAGCUGGAAGAAAGAAGAAACAAGUCACACGUUAGCCCCUCUAGGGAAUCUGAGAAGGAAUAUGAAUCUGGAUCUAGAUUAAAGAGCAGGAGAAGGAAAGGUCAUAGUGGUCUGUCACAUGGAUUGGAUGAUAGUGGACAUGAAUCAAACUCUACUCAGUCAAGACAGAGUGGAGGACAAAAGCUUGGAUCUAGUUCUAGAGGCUCAGGAGACAAUGGAAGGCAAAACUAUGUAUGCGGUUCCAGCAACUCAUGUGGGUGUGGAAGGCCACAAAAUGUUUCUACUUCUUGUCAGGAAGGUAGAUUUGGAGGGCAAGGAAAUCAAUCUAACUGUACCCAGUCAGGAUGUCAGUCAGGAAGUAGUGGUGGACUAGGUCAUGGAUGUAUUUCAGGUCAGUGCUCUGGAUAUGGUCAAUAUGAGUCUAGCUCCUGCAGCCAGUCUUCUAGUCAGGAAGAAUAUGGAUCUAGAGCAUGUGGUCAAACACAGAACUGUGGAAGACAACAGAGAACAGGUUCAAGUCAGUCCUCUUGCUGUGAACAAUAUGGGUCUGGAACAAGUUCACCUUCUAGCUAUGGUCAACAUGGACCUAGUUCUAGUGGACACUUUUCAAACUCUCAUCAAAAAAGGCCAGGUUCAAGUGAAUUUUCUAAAUGUGGACAACAUGGGUCUGCCUCUGGGCAGUCCUCUGGCUUUGGACAACACAGAUCAGGCUCAGGUCAAUCCUCUAACCUUGGAUAUGGCUCUGGUUCAUGCCAGACCUCUGGUUUUGGACAACAUGAGUCUGGCUCAGGACAGUCCUCUUGCAUUGGCCAACAUGGGUCAAGCUCAGGACAGGCCUCUGGCUUUAGAGAGCAUAGGUCUGGCUCAGGAAAGUCCUCUGGCUAUGAACAAUAUGAAUCCAGCUCAGGUCAGUCUUCUAGCUUUGGAAAACAGGAAUCUGGUUCAGAACAGUCCUCUGGUUUGGGUCAGCAUGGGUCUAGCUCAGGACAGUCCUCUGGUGUUAGAAAACAUGGGUCUGGCUCAGAGCAGUCAUCUGGUGUGAAACAGACCUCCGGCUUUGGAGAACACAGAACUGGCUCAGGACAGUCCUUUGGUUCUGGACAACAUGGGUCUGGUUCUCAUCAAUCUUCCUCUGCAAAACAUAGAUAUGGCUCAGGUCAAUCUUCUAGCUUUGGAUAUGGAUCUAGUAAACAUCAAUCUCCUGCCUCUGGGACUGGCUCAGGUCAUUCUUUGGAAUUUGAGCAACAUGAGUCUAUAUCAGGUCAGUCUACCUACGGCAAACAUGGUUCCAGGUCAAGGAAAUCCUCCAGUUCUGGCUCUAGGUCAUCUUCAGGCAAGUCCUCUACACAUAGUCAACAUGGAUCCAACUCAAGACAGUCAUCUAGCUAUGAUCAACAUGAAUUGACCUCAUGUCAAUCCUCUGGCUAUGAUAAACAUGACCCUAGGGUACAGGAAAAAGAACGCUAUGAGACUAGUUCAGGAAAAGGGUCUCCAAAAUCUGGAACGACAAUAUCAGAUUCAGCUGAGAGUCAAACAAGGGAAAGAGCUGAAGGGAGACAGGGAAAAACUCAAAGACAGUCAGGAGACAGGAGUACACAUGGACACUCCAGUCAUGGACAAGCCACCAGGACAGAAUCCAGUAAGACUGAAAGAGGGGAUUCUAGUGUCAGUGAGACCAAUGACACUGAAAGGCACUCAGGAGCACCACAGACACACGCAGGAUCCUCUCAUAGUCACUCUGGAUCUCAACAUGGAGAGUCAGGAUCCACAGCUAGAGGGAGACAGGGCCAGUCAGGAGACACCAGGGGACAUAGUGGGUCUGGGCAUGGUCAAACCACCAGGACAGAAUCCAGUAAGACUGCAGGAAGGGGAUCUAGUGUCAGUGAGGCCAGGGACACUGAAAGGUACUCAGGAACCUCAGAGACACACGCAGGAUCCCCUCAUAGCCACUCUGGAUCUCAACAUGGAGAGUCAGGAUCUACAGCUAGAGGGAGACAGGGAACUAGUCAUGGCCAGUCAGGAGAUGCCAGGGGACAUAGUGGGUCUGGGCAUGGUCAAGCCACCAGAACAGAAUCCAGUAGGACUACAAGAAGGGGAUCUAGUGUCAGUGAGGCCAGUGACACUGAAAGGCACUCAGGAGCCCCACAGACACACACAGGAUCCCCUCUUAGCCACUCAGGAUCUCAACAUGGAGAGUCAGGAUCCAUAGCUAGAGGGAGACAGGGAAGUAGUCAUGGCCAGUCAGGAGAUACCAGGGGACAUAGUGGGUCUGGGCAUGGUCAAGCCACCAGGACAGAAUCCAGUAGGACUACAAGAAGGGGAUCUAGUGUCAGUGAGUCCAGUGACACUGAAAGGCACUCAGGAGCCACACAGACACACACAGGAUCCCCUCAUAGCCACUCUGGAUCUCAACAUAGAGAGUCAGGAUCUACAGCUAGAGGGAGACAGGGAACUAGUCAUGGCCAGUCAGGAGAUACCAGGGGACAUAGAGGGUCUGGGCAUGGUCAAGCCACCAGGACAGAAUCCAGUAGGACUACAAGAAGGAGAUCUAGUGUCAGUGAGGCCAGUGACACUGAAAGGCACUCAGGAGUCCCACAGACACACACAAGAUCCCCUCAUAGCCACUCAGGAUCUCAACAUGGAGAGUCAGGAUCCAUAGCUAGAGGGAGACAGGGAAGUAGUCAUGGCCAGUCAGGAGAUACCAGGGGAUAUAGUGGUUCUGGGCAUGGUCAAGCCACCAGGACAGAAUCCAGUAAGACUACAGGAAGGGGAUCUAGUGUCAGUGAGGCCUGUGACACUGAAAGGCACUCAGGAACCUCACAGACACAUGUAGGAUCCCCUCAUAGCCACUCUGGAUCUCAACAUGGAGAGUCAGGAUCUAUAGCUAGAGGGAGACAGGGAACUAGUCAUGGCCAGUCAGGAGAUACCAGGAGACAUAGUGGGUCUGGGCAUGGUCAAGCCACCAGGACAGAAUCCAGUAAGACUGCAGGAAGGGGAUCUAGUGUCAGUGAGACCAGUGACACUGAAAGGCACUCAGGAACUUCACAGACACAUGCAAUAUCCCCUCAUAGCCACUCUGGAUCUCAACAUGAAGAGUCAGGAUCUAGAGCUAGAGGGAGACUGCGAACUACUCAUGGCCAGUCAGGAGAUACCAGGGGACAUAAUGGGUCUGGGCAUGGUCAACCCACCAGGACAGAAUCCAGUAAGACGUCAGGAAGGGGAUCUAGUGUCAGUGAGGCCAGUGACACUGAAAGGCACUCAGGAGCUACACAGACACACACAGGAUCCCCUCAUAGCCACUCUGGAUCUCAACAUGGAGAGUCAGGAUCUACAGCUAGAGGGAGACCAGGAAGUAGUCAUGGCCAGUCAGGAGAUACCAGGGGACAUAGUGGGUCUGGGCAUGGUCAAGCCACCAGGACAGAAUCCAGUAGGACUACAAGAAGGGGAUCUAGUGUCAGUGAGUCCAGUGACACUGAAAGGUCUGGGCAUGGUCAAGCCACCAGGACAGAAUCCAGUAGGACUACAAGAAGGAGAUCUAGUGUCAGUGAGGCCAGUGACACUGAAAGGCACUCAGGAGCUACACAGACACACACAGGAUCCCCUCAUAGCCACUCUGGAUCUCAACAUGGAGAGUCAGGAUCUACAGCUAGAGGGAGACAGGGAAGUAGUCAUGGCCAGUCAGGAGAUACCAGGGGACAUAGUGGGUCUGGGCAUGGUCAAGCCACCAGGACAGAAUCCAGUAGGACUACAAGAAGGGGAUCUAGUGUCAGUGAGUCCAGUGACACUGAAAGGCCCUCUGAAGCCCCACAGACACACGCAAGAUCCCCUCAUAGCAACUCUGGAUCUCUACAUGGAGAGUCAGGAUCUAAAGCUAGAGGGAGAAAAGAAACUAGUCAUGGCCAGUCAGGAGCCACUCUGGAUCUCAACAUGGAGAGUCAGGAUCCACAGCUAGAGGGAGACAGGGAACUAGUCAUGGCCAGUCAGGAGAUACCAGGGGACAUAGUGGGAAUCAGCGUGGUCAAGCCAUCAGGUCUGAAUUCAGUAGGUCUCCAAGAAGUGGAUCCAAUGUCAGUGAAUCUAGUGAUAAUGAAAGGCACUCAAGAGGGUCAUCAAGGAACUCAGUUUCUAGCCAUGUACAUUCCAGGUCUUUUCCUAAACACACAGUUUCUGAUACAACUGGAAGAACCUAAAGGAGACAAAUCUACAUAUUCAGGCUCUGUUCAAGGGCAGAACACAUCUUCCCAUAAGCAGGAAGGAACUGACACAAUAGAGAGACAUGGGUCCAGCCAUACACAGUCACAUGAAACUCAUAGGCAGUCCAAGGACAGCAUAAGGAAACAGUUACAUAGCAGUCAUCACCGAUCUAGAGUAAGUCAUUCCCAGUCUCAGAGUAGUGGAAGACACCGACAUGGAUCAGGUCAAGGUUGGAAACAUGGCAGUUAUGGGAGUGCAGAAUAUGACUAUGGGCAGUCUGGGUUUGGACCUUCUGGAGGUAGCAGAACAAGCAGCCGCAAUUCUAGCCCUUUGAGGUCAUUGGAUCUAGCUGCAAACAAUCACAUUUCUACCGGUGGACAAUCAGUUCCUACAUUUGACCAUACAGGAUCAAAAGCAACCGAAAUAAUAGGAAGACAAAGUUCAAGUCAUGGACAGCCAACUUAUUCCCAUAAUCAGUCUGAAACCAAUGUAAGUAGAAGGCAGGGAUAUAUUCAUGGGUAUUCAGCAGUAAAUCAUGAACCACCAAGUGACACCCAUUUUCAAUCUGGGAUGCAUAGACAGCCAAGCAGCCAUUCUGUACCCAUCCAUGGACAGUCCAUAUCAGCUCACAGCUAUUCAGAAUCUAGUUCAACUCUAGGGCAUGGAUCCCAUAGUGAUAAUAAAGAGCAUUCAGAAGAUUGGGGGGAACAGAUUCAUGAACCAUCAGAGUCUAGGCAUGGACAGUCAGAAUUCAACAAUGUAGGUAUACUUGGAUCCAGCCAGGAGAAUGUGGGAGAUAUAUCUUCUAAUGAGCAGGUAAGAUCUAGCACAAGUUUAGGAAGACAGGGAUCAAUUACGAGACAACCAGGAGACAUCCAAGGUCAAUCUGGAUUCAGCACCAAUGAAAGAAAUGUAUAUAACCUUGGACAAUCAAGUGACAGCUAUAGGCAGUCAGUUGACAGCAGAAGCAAAAGUCAAGGAUUCAUUUCUAGUCACUCUCAUGAUAGCCAAGACCCUACAGGAACUGAAGAAUAUGGGUAUAGAUAUUCAUCAGGCAGUACAAUCAUGUGGAGGGGGGGGAAGCAAAAGCAAGGGCCUGAAUCAAAUUUGUUAGGAAGCAUCAGAAUAUAUUGUCAGGAUAUGGAUGAUAAGCAGGCAGGAAACAUGGAUGCCAAAGGUUGCCAUAAAAGGGAGAGAACAGAAUCAGGUUCCUUUUACUUAGAUAGCAACACUCCACUCUAUGAAUAUGUCCAAGAACAAAGGUGUUAUUACUUUGAAUAA
This is a messenger RNA of Lontra canadensis (Northern American river otter), 6152 nucleotides long. Its product is annotated as filaggrin-2-like. The transcript is spliced from 10 exons. Gene Ontology annotation, molecular function: transition metal ion binding; calcium ion binding; structural molecule activity. Bases 72 to 6152 code for a protein of 2026 amino acids. Gene Ontology annotation, cellular component: cornified envelope; nucleus; keratohyalin granule. Gene Ontology annotation, biological process: establishment of skin barrier. Lineage: Eukaryota; Metazoa; Chordata; Mammalia; Carnivora; Mustelidae. The record is from RefSeq and is a predicted model, not a curated record.